GGGCAAACAGGGAAGCCUGUUCGCAGGUUCCCACCAAUGCAGCCACCUGAUUGGCUGAUAUUAUUAGUCCUUUGGCUCUCGGACUAUAAAGCCGCACCUUGGCGAGAUCGGCGUUUUGACUUGAAAAACUUUUCAUAUUUUCAAGCUUUUUGCUCCAAAAUAUCAGCGAAAAGUGGUCAAAGCCGCCGGAGGAAACAUGACGGAGUAUAAACUGGUCGUUGUUGGAGGUAUGUUGUGUUUUCGAAGCGGAUAAUGCGUUUUAAUGCUCGCUAAAUGUUCGGACGUGAGAGAACCCUAUAUACUCACAUAUAGCAUUGAAAAUUUUGCUUUGUAGCUGGUGGUGUGGGGAAGAGCGCCCUGACAAUUCAACUCAUUCAAAAUCAGUAAGUGUUUCAAUACUUUCUAGUCUUAUAUAGUUUGAAAUGGGAAUUAGUUAUUGAGUACUAAAAUAUGCGGUGUAAUACAAUACACUUCGUAUAUAUCACUUGGCUACUAGGGUAUAUAAUGUUUCAAAUUAUUUGGCAUUUGUAUUCGAGUACUAUAAACUUGUCACAAAUUUGACAUGCAUGUUGUCUGUGUAGUUUUCCUGCAAAUUACCGCGCCAAUUUUUUUUUGUGUGUAAAAAUCUAUUGUAUGUAAAAUUUUGCUUGCAAGACAAUUUACUUUGAUGCCCCCAUGAUCUUUUGCUCUCAAAAGCCAAUUUAUUAAAGUGAAUUAGAAAUAAUAGAUUUCACAUUUACCAGACGCUGUGUUACAGUUGUACAUUGUAUUAAUGAUGUUUACUGUAGCUAAUUGGAUUUUUAUGUUUAUGUUAUAAAGUUGUGACCCUUGUUGGGGGUGUGGCUGUAUGGGAGAUAUUAGGUAGAGUGCAGUCCUGACCUGCCCUACACGCGUAAAAACGCUGAGCCCGCUGUUUAACAGGAUUGAACAAUGUUUUGCUGCCCACGUUGUUCACACUUGUCAACAACAUUGAACAGUAUUGUUGAGCCUGAAUCGGGUGUAACAAUUUGUUGUUCAAUAUUGUUGACAACUGUGAACAAUGUGGGCAGCGAAACAUUGUUCAAUCCUGUUUUUCAUCAAUAUUGCAACAACCUGAUCAUUUUUAGCCGUGUAGGUCAUAGCUGGAUAUUGAAUAGAACAAAGAAAUACUCCUGCAGUGGCAAUGAUAGAUUGCAGCUAGGCUACAAGUGUAUAAAAGUAGAUACGUACAGUGCUCGCAGGAAAUGUUAAACAACUGCAGGAAAUUCGUUUGAAUGAAGAUUUGCUAUUGAAAAUUUGAAGGAAACCUUAACACCCAUGUCCCACUAUGGGCACAACAACAUAUGGUUGACAGACAUUAUUCCUUGAAUUUAAAACCAUGGUCAGCUAGAACACUAUAUAUGCUUAUGCACAUGCAGAUUUAGCACAAAAAUACUCCGUUGGUCUGCAGGAAAUUUUUGUCUCCAGGUUGUUCUCCCAGGAAGGAAGUCUUAUGAUUAUCUUAUAAUUUAUAAACAAGCGCUUUUGCAUGCAUACUAGCAGCAUGUUUGCAGACUGGAAGGUGUCGAAUUUUAGCCACCAUGACCGACAAACACAUGACUGAUUGAUGUUAUGUGUUAGAUUUGUAUAUCAAAGAUUGCAAACAAUGUUUAAAAAGUAUUCAAAUCAUUAAAUUAUUGCAGUUUGAUUGAGUAGAGUUCGACUGAGUAGCAUCGUGAACCUAUUUUAUAAAAAUUUAGAGCCACACUUUUUAAUUAAAAAAAAUUUGCACAUCAUUUUUUCUCAACUAAUUCGAGGGUGGUAGGUGCAAGUGCCCGUAAAUGUUGUUUAGUUUUGAGAUAUUCAUUUUAUUUUAGUUUCGUUGACGAAUACGAUCCAACUAUCGGUAAGUAUAUCUUAACGAGUCCAUUCAGAUUAAUUAAUGAUUUACUUAGUCUAAAGUCCUAUUUAAUUACACUUGCUAUUUUUGCUGUGAUGUUCUUCUCAUGAUGCAUGUGAAUGAGUCUGAGAUGAGUUAUGAAUGUUCUGAGUAUAUGAACCCUCAUCUGAUCGAUCUGAACAUUCGUCACUCAUCCACUUGAUUAUCUAAAAUCACAGCAAAAAUUGCACGCAUGGGCAGAUUUACUGGGGGGGGGGGGGUUAAAUGCCCCCUAGAAUCUCUCUAACCUCUCUUAUAGUUCAACCCCACCAAAAUUCUGCUUCAGGUCCCCUCCUAUUUUGCGUGAAAGUCUUCAACCCUUACGCCUAACCCCUGCCGAAGCUCGCUACUGUGGUGCCUCUUGCACCCCACUAGAAAUUUUUCCACCAGGCUCCUUUUAAAAAAAUGAAAAUCCGCCCUUGAUUGCAAGUGUAAACGGGCCUUAAUGCCUGCUCAAUUUCAAUCUAUUAUAGAGGAUUCAUAUAGGAAACAAGUAGUAAUAGAUGGAGAGACCUGUUUGUUGGUAUGUUUUGUUCUUAAUGUGUUAGAUAUUAUCUUUUUUUCCACUCAAAAAAGUACAUAUAUCAGCUGUCGCCCAUCCCAAUUGUAUGUUUACUCAGAACCGUUAUUUUUGCGACAGGAUAUUCUUGACACUGCUGGCCAGGAAGAAUAUAGGUAAUGAUAAUUAUGGAUAAUUGUGGUUAAUAAUUGAAUUUAUUUACUCCUGUAGUAACGUUGGUCUUCACUGAACUUUUAGGAUUGAUAUUUCAGAUGACAUUUUAAUAACCAUAUAAUUCACUUUGCAGUGCAAUGCGAGAUCAAUAUAUGAGAACGGGUGAAGGGUUUUUAUGUGUGUUCGCAAUAAAUAACGUCAAAUCAUUUGAAGAUGUACACCAAUAUAGAGAACAGGUAUCCAUGUUUUGUUAUUAACUGUAUGUUAUUGUGGUAGACGUACUUACUAACUAAAUCAAUAAAUUUAUUUUCAAAAUGGUCAGAUAAAAAGAGUAAAAGAUGCAGACGAAGUCCCCAUGGUUUGUAAGUAUAUUGUAGCCUAACUUUUUUAACCCAUUAAUAAGUUGCAUUGCUCCUUAGCUAAUGAACCAUACUUUAUCAUUUUACAAUGUCCACUCCUCUCUAAAAGUGUGUUACAAUGUAUUCUCUUCAGUGGUAGGAAACAAAUGCGAUUUACCGACUCGAAAUGUUAGCAGUGAAAGUGCUCGAGAAUUGGCAGCAAAUUUCAGUAUCCCGUUUAUCGAAACUUCCGCGAAGACUCGGCAAGGAGUUGACGAAGCUUUCUACACGUUAGUACGAGAAAUAAGAAAAGACGUAAGUCUCGUUUUUAAUGCCAUGUCUAUGGAACUUGUUUUAUACAUAGACAGAUUAUAAUUUAUUUAAGAUGACAUGCUUUAUUUUUCUUGACAUUUUUUCUCUUUUUUUUUUGCAGAAAGAGAGAAAAGGCUCUUCAAAACAAAAACCCAAAAAGAGAAGAAAAUGUAUUAUUUUAUAAAAACGUUGCCUCUUUAACUUGUGAUUUGCUACCAGAGGCAAUACAGUGUUUGGAGCAAAUGCAGUUUUUCAAAAAAGAAAAAACUAUUACCUUCGCCGUGUGCCCACAUUUACUUAGAAUUUUUCAAUUUCAACUGAAAAAAAUUUCUGUAAAUCAAGAAUUCAUGCAAAAUCAUGGCAUGGGUUUGGUGAUGUAUUUAGGUAUACAUUUGAAGUUUUUUUUAAUUUUAAUUUUUGGGUAAAAAUUUACAAACAUCGAAAAUCUUUUACAAAAAUCGAAAAAUAUUUGCCCAAAGUGCAUGAGAAUGGACCAAUUAGCUGUAUAAUUAGGUUGAGAUGAGCACUAAUUCAUUUAAUUAGUUGUAGUCUAAUUAGGUAUUAAAUAUAGUCAAAUUAGAACAUGCAAGAUUACUACUAGAUAUAUAUUACAUACAUGUACACAAUAAUUAUAUAAGUCUGACAAUUUAGGUUAAUACGAUUCAUUUGCCAUAAUGAUAUCUAUAUAUCGAUAGAAUCUCGAAACCAGUGCAAGAAGAGACAAUAAUUGCUGUGUUAUGAAGGCAAUACAACUACUUGAAGACUAUAUAUAUAAGCAGAAACUCCUAAAUAGAAAUUCAGUUCAUUGUCUGUCAAGAUGGUAGAAAAGCUACAAAAUAGAAGGCCUUGUUUGAUGUUGAAGUGUCAAGUGUACCUCGUGCACAAAUCCUUUGUCUCAACUUCAUUAAAUAUUAUACACAUUGGUGCACGUUUCAUCUUGGCUAUCCUUAUUGGGCGAUUACUUCAUUAUACAAGAAUACAAUGAGCUCAACGACUGUGAACAAAUAAACAAACUCAUGAGAUAAAAACAACGCAAUGACUUCUAUUUAGUUUCAGAUCAUCAUAACUUGAUAGACCAUAUUCUGUUCGUAUUUUUUUCUGGUAGCUGUAUCACCUAUGGUCUUUGUUUUGAUAGGUGUGCUGUACGUAAAUUUAGAAAUAUUUUGUGUGAAAAGACUUCGUUGUGUUUCGUUGUGACUUGAUGAGAGUUAUGGCAGUUGUGUAUUGUUAUAGCUAGUAUUGUUACAGCCUCUAGAGUCUAGAUGAACAAAAUAAAGGUUUAAUGAGUGUUCCAACUAUGUUU
Paramuricea clavata is the source of this 4523-nucleotide messenger RNA. NCBI's taxonomy places the organism in Eukaryota, Metazoa, Cnidaria, Anthozoa, Malacalcyonacea, Plexauridae. The record is from the annotation of a GenBank genome assembly.